Colletes gigas is the source of this 1034-nucleotide messenger RNA. It is a transcript of the gene Fdx2, whose product is annotated as adrenodoxin-like protein 2, mitochondrial. NCBI's taxonomy places the organism in Eukaryota, Metazoa, Arthropoda, Insecta, Hymenoptera, Colletidae. Bases 187 to 672 code for a protein of 161 amino acids. Gene Ontology annotation, cellular component: mitochondrion. The record is from RefSeq and is a predicted model, not a curated record. Gene Ontology annotation, molecular function: 2 iron, 2 sulfur cluster binding. Gene Ontology annotation, biological process: P450-containing electron transport chain; positive regulation of oxidoreductase activity. The transcript is spliced from 4 exons.
GCUCAGUACACGUCACACGUGGUAGGAAGUGUUUCAUAACCUACUGUUCAAAGAAGCUCAACAGUAUCGUAUUAAAAUGUGAAAGUUUCUGUACGAAAUUCGAUUCGGUCGACUAGCAUUCUCCGUGAUUCCUUCACAGUUGUUAGUUACAUUAAUCGUACAUUUAUGGUAUUCUAACAGUGAAGAAUGGCGGUAGUAAAUAAAUUUCAAAAGUUAUCAAGAUCGAUUCUCGGUAUCGCUUCGAGUUAUUCAAAAUAUAAAAACGAUACCUUGUUGCCUCUUUUAUUAGCAACCAGAGGAACAUCGACUACGCCACCGCGUUCGGAGAAAGAAGAAGUGAAUAUAACAUUUGUUAAAUCAAGUGGAGAGAGAAUCAAAACAAAAGGCAAAGUGGGCGAUACUAUUUUGGAUAUUGUAGUAAAUAAUGAAAUAGAUCUAGAUGGCUUUGGUGCCUGUGAAGGUACAUUGACCUGUAGCACGUGCCAUGUAAUAUUUUCAAAAGAAGUGUAUGAGAAGCUUCCUGGUAAACCGACAGAUGAAGAAUUAGAUAUGCUUGACCUGGCAUAUGAGGUAACUGACACGUCACGUCUAGGCUGCCAAAUAGUAAUGACUAAAGAACUAGAUGGAAUUGAAGUAAAAGUACCAUCGACGCUUAACGACCAAAGAGCGUGACGAUAUUUUAUCAUAGCUCUAUAAAAAUUUAUAUAAUUAUUCUGAUGUCAGCCACUGAAAUUUAAAAAUUAAAUAUACAAAAUAAAUAAAUUUAUUCUUUAAUAUAAAGCUGCUGUACAUAUUGUAGCAUAUCUGCAAUAUUUUGUAUGUAAUAGUAAGAGCAUGCAAAGUUAAAGAUUUGUUACUCGUACGUUGCCACUGUAUAAAACUAGUAUAAAUACAGAGAGACUAGAGUCUUUGUUUUUAGUACAUCUUAAAAUUAAAAUCAAAAUAUAAGUCAUAUGUUUAUCAUACAUAAUUUACUUAUGCGGUAAAAUUUUUGUAUAGUUAUUUGCAUUCUGAAUUUCCAGCAUUGUAAAUAA